AUGCGCAGUUUCGGGUGGAAUUGGAGAAUGGACACGUUGUUCUGGCCUAUUGUCCGGCAAGAUGCGAAGAAACUACAUUCGCGUGUUUCUUGGCGACAAGGUGAGAGUCGAUAUGAGUCCCUAUGA
Molecule: messenger RNA, 126 nt
Organism: Geodia barretti
Lineage: Eukaryota; Metazoa; Porifera; Demospongiae; Tetractinellida; Geodiidae
Source: the annotation of a GenBank genome assembly